GAAACCUCAUACCGCGAAUUAGCACCCCUCAAAACAAACAUCCCCUGUCCCUUGAUCACAGUCACGACGUAACUCAACCUACAAACAAUCUUCUCCAAUUCUCCCCUCCGAAUAAAGAAUAUUUUUUUCCUCUUAGCGGUGACCAUAGUCUAUAUCUAUCGCCACGAAAGCCUGUAGAUCUUUCGUUGGAAACCACAUUGGCGUCUGGCCCUUCGCGAGGAAACCGUUGUAUGUCGAGCGUCCAAGACGAGACACAAUCUGUGACGCUCAGCCCGAGUCGCCCCCGAGCUUGCAAUCUUAUCAUGCCCACAACAUAUCCACCGCCAAUGACAUCGUUUCUGUCUCAAGACUUGCCAAACAUGACCCAAGUGACGACGAAUCAUCCCUUUUCAGUCACCAACUACACUUAUGCGUUAGCGGUUCAGCCUCAUAACGCGAGCCGGCCAAUGAAUAUGAACAUAAGUCGUAAACCAAAAAAGUAUCCCAAACCGAAUCCAAAAAAACUGAAAAGUAAAAUCAUUCUGAGUCCACAAUAUCUAAUAACAAAUGUGCAUCAUCCAUUGAUGUCGACGAGUGGUCCUGCGAUCGACACAUGCCGACCCUCAAUGAACUUGACUCAUCCAAAACCGAUCCCCCCUCAUCCGUUAUCCCUCUCGCAUCCGCCGUUGCCCCUCCGCCUUCCGGCCAGCGCUCCUCGUCUGUCUCAAGUGGACCCCGUCGCCGCGGCGCUGUCGCGCCCCAAGGGCCCCCCGCCUGAGUACGCCACCAUCGACCCGCGCAAGUUGCGCACCAGGCACCUGCGGCCCAUUUUCUUUCGAAAAGGGGCUAAGGAGAAACCACUCAGUAAUAAUUCGGCAAAGAAUAGAAAAUUGUUGGAUACACCAAAUUGCACCCGACCAUGGCGACUCAAAGUAUAAAGGACUAAGUGGUCGGCCCAUCUUUCUCGCUCACACUUAAGGUGUGAUAUACUUAAGAAAUGUCGUUCGUAACGAGACGUUUAAAUUAAGUGCCCAAACAAAACCAUUACCUACGCAAUUAGCGCCAUCCAAAAAUUUUGUGUUAUACCUUUGACUUCAAUGCAGGAACAAACUGGUCGCUCAAGUGCGUGUUUUUCAUUUAGUUAUAUAAUAAAGUGAGAAUUGAGAUUGAAGUGAUACCACGCAACGCUGUCACGGCUGUAUACUACACACAGUUUACCAUAUAAGUACCAAACAUGUAUUCUUAUUGUACAUUUUAAGCUAAGUAGGUGUAUAGUCAUAAUAUACGUGGGAACUACCACUGGCAUAUGAGGCCAGACAGGUGCAAAAGUUGCCUUCAUCGAGAGUUUCUUCUUGUCUCCAUUUCACUACGACCAUUAUUAGAAGGUCUAGGAAACAUUUAAGGUCUAAUUCAAAUUCAAAUUCAAAAUAAUCUUUAUUUCAUAGGUAAGCAUUAUUACACCGAAAUCGUCGCAAUGGUUAAACUCUACCGCUCAUUCGUAAGGUAGA
Molecule: messenger RNA, 1487 nt
Organism: Hyposmocoma kahamanoa
Lineage: Eukaryota; Metazoa; Arthropoda; Insecta; Lepidoptera; Cosmopterigidae
Exons: 2
Coding region: 231-917 (228 amino acids)
Source: RefSeq, a predicted model, not a curated record